Messenger RNA from Symsagittifera roscoffensis, 2421 nucleotides. RefSeq names its product KIF-binding protein-like. Lineage: Eukaryota; Metazoa; Xenacoelomorpha; Acoela; Convolutidae. Gene Ontology annotation, biological process: microtubule cytoskeleton organization; central nervous system projection neuron axonogenesis; neuron projection maintenance. The record is from RefSeq and is a predicted model, not a curated record. The coding region runs from base 90 to 1985 and encodes 631 amino acids. The transcript has 8 exons.
UGUUGUGAUAAACUUAUUAAAUAGUACAAAUUAGUGUUGAAAUUUUCCUUGAUUAUGAUAUGCUAAAUUGACGUAGAAGCGCAAUUCAAAUGGACCAAUCAGAGCUUGUUUCUGACUGCCAAGAGAAAUUCAAAGUGGUUUUGGAACUGAUCGAGGGUUCCAAAAACGACCCAGAGGAAGAGCCAUACAAGUCACGAUAUGCGGCCAAUGAGAUCCUCAACGAGCUUAAGAUCAAACUGUCCAGUGCAGUUAAAGGAAAUAAUGGAAAGGAGUCGCAUCUGCAACCAAGUGGAGAUUGUGAUGUUGUUUCGGAUGGAGUCCCAACUAAAGAGGAAGAGAAAGUGCAUGUUGCGUUGGCCCUAGUGCAGUAUUACUUGAGUUUGAAUUACUUGGAGACAGAGGAAUUCAGCCAAGCUUUAGCUACAGUCGAAGCAUCUCUUUCUACUCUUAGCCCAACAAAUGAUCCUGAACUGACGGUGUCACUUCAAAUCUCGUGCCUCAAUCAAAAAGCUGUUCUGAAGUCUCGAAACGACGAAGAAUCCUAUUAUGAGGAAGCUCUUAGUUGCCUUACAGAUGCUUGUAUGUUGUACAGAAAUUGGAGCUCUGAAAACUCAUCAGAAAGUCCGCCAUUCACUUUUGAACACAUUUUGAAACCUGAUCAAAUCGACAGCGAAAGUAAAAAUCACGUCGAAAAAUUGUGCAAUACUUUUGAAACUUUGCACACGACGACUUUGUAUUUAUUAGCCCAAGUUUGGAGAAAUCUGGGCAAGAAAUUACAUUCAACUCUUGCUUGUUAUGUGACCUUGAAAAGGUUAUCGGAGUCUAGUCGAAGAGGUGAAAAGGUCGACUGGGUUGAUUGGGCACUUAAUUCGGCGACGUUGUCUCAAUGCUUCGUCACAGAUGAAAUGUUCAGCGAGGGAAGACUUUGUUUGAAUUCGGCUUACUGUGCGUUAGAAAAACUGAACAUCAAGCUGGAAGGUGUGACGGAGAGCGAGGAGGAUGAUAAGGUUGAUCCUGAUGAAGAGAUCUUGAGAGAGAAAGUGGAGCAUUGCAAGGCUGAUGUAGACAGAUGCUGUGUGAAGUAUGCGAUUAAUUUGCUGAAUGCGUCGGCUACUUUUGCUACUAUACCCGAACAGGAAAUGAGGAACAGAUACAAGGAUUCCAUUACUGCGCUGGAGGAGCUCACAAUUUGCUCGUUUGACAUCAACAAACCUCUCAUCAGACUAAUGGAGGACUGUUUUUCUGAAGUGAGAGUCAACUUCGAAGUCACUUCAGAUCAAGUGAACAAUUUCGAGGAGGCGCGACAAUUGUUUCUGUUCGGCCAGUCCAAAUGCAACCAGGCCAAGUUGUUCUUCACAGAAGAGCAGUAUUGCAGGGAUUACAUUGACUUGUGCAGAGAUCACAGCCAGUUGUUCAAGAGUCUUGCAUUGUAUGAACCGGAUCUACAGCGAAGGAUAUCAAUGAAUAAAAAACGGACUGAUUUACUGGCAGCAUCUCUGGACAAUUUGAACCCCACUCACUAUCUUCAAGUGUGUAGACAACUGCAGUACGAAUUAGGAGAGACUUUUUCAGACACCGCUGACCUGCAGAAAGAAUUCUUCAAAGAACAGAAGGACGUCUCAGUAGGUAGUGCCAAGAAAAUAAACAGCAGUAUAAGCAAGUCUAUGAAAUAUUUCCGAGAAUUUCUGAAGACAUUCGAAGACAUUAACGGAAAGCAGCCGGAACAGUUUCCGGAAAUGUAUGUGAGACCAGCGUUGAUGGCCAACUUUUAUCUAGCAAGAUUGCUUAGUAAAGUGAUCACUUCGCCCACUAUCAAAGCAGAAAACAUUGAGAAGUCUGGAAGGUAUUACCAGUUUAUAAGUGACUAUUGUGACAAGUACGAGAGUGCGCGUGAACAAAUGAAGGCGGAGUAUCCGAUUUGUAAGGAGAUGUCAAUGCUGACCCCGGCUAAGAAGCAAGCGUCGCUCGCUGGGGCUCAGUUUUAAUUGGACCUCAUUUACUUAUACAGCUUCUGAGAAUAUGGUGUGUUGGACUAAAAAGCCGAUUUCGAAUGGUUCCUGUUUUAAUGGUGCUUUGUUCUAGUAGUCCUUUGAAUACUGAAUACUGGAGAGUGGUGCAACUAGCAACGAGGUCUAACAAAAUAUGACUUUAAAAAAAUUUGAGACCUCGUUUUUUUUUCAAUGAGAUGAGAACGAAAACAAUUUUUGACAAACAGAAUGCUAAUGAAAGCCAAAAAACAACGCCAAUUUGGGCCUCUAAUCAAAGAAAGAUAGAUGCAACAAAAGAAAAAAGUUGCCAAACACCAACGAAUACCAGAAUUGGUGUAUAAACUACCAGAUGAUGAUGAUAUGUAAAUAAGUAAUUCUUGUAGCUAUAUAUUUUCUGUAGAAUAUGUUUUGUAAAUUCAAUUUUGAUGAAUAG